UAAAUUUUUUUUCCUGGAAUUUGAAUCUACCCAACGCCCCCUGAUAUCAUUCCGUUUACCUUCCGGCGCUGAAUUCAAAUGAACCAAAAGGGGAAACUCUCUCAUUAAGUUGUUUUCUGUUUUUCUUCUUCCAAACUACUUUCGAUGGCUGCUGGUAGCAUUGGGUGUUAGCUUCGAAUGAAAAUGAUGAAUGCGAUAUUAUACUCAAUUCAAAUUUGGCGGUAACAAUUUCGAAAAACUUUGAAAGGGCGGUGGACGACAGUCAGUUACUUCUGGCUUGAUUCAUCAUGUGAUGGCUCUUGACAACUCUGAAAAUCCCGAAAGUAAAAGUUGAAAUCUUUAGAAAAAUAUAUUUUUCAAGGAUUUUUAAAAAAAGUUGUUUUUCUGCUUAGGAAAAAAAAAAGAUGCGCGAAAGAAAAAGUUGGGAAAUGUUAUUCUUGUUGUAGAGACUUUUUGGCGUCGCCAGAGUUUUUUGGGCGACGUGCUGCUGUGCGAGGUUUUUUGGUGGUGGUGGGAGGGGAAGCAGACUCUCAGCCUCUUCUAUUCCGUUGGCAGUCCAACAGCGAACGUGCCACCGUGCAGUCGCGUGUUUGAACGAUCCCUCCCAACAUAUUUUCGUUAGUGUGUUGUUUGUUUGUUUGUCGGUUACAUACAAUUCGGUUCAAGUUUCGCUUUCUUUCUCUUCAAGACAUUCCGAGCGAGCGGUUGAAUCCAUCGUUUGGCUGUCUCAUUCAAUGUGACAACGAAACCGGAAGAAGGAAUUUCCUGCAUCCAGCGGACAAACAUACAAACAAUCCAAAAAAGAUUAGCUCAUCUAUUCCUGUCGCGCCGUCGCUAUCCGCACCAUACACCAAACAACAACAACAAUGAGGUGCUAAUACACAGCUGCUGGGCUGCCGGAUUCCUUCUGCUGCUUCCGCCAGUGUGUCUGUGUGUCUAUUUGUGCGGAUAUCUGAAACUGAUCCGGUAUUCCGUCGAAGACUGGCCGGCUUCAAUUACUACGUGAUCCAUUUAUACAAACAGUGGACAACAAUAAAUCCCCACCACCAAUAGGAAAAAACUUAGUUCAUUUAAAGUUAAUUCCUUUCCCGCCGACCACACCUGGCGCUCGCUAUUUGAAAAAUUCACGACUGACGCCCUUUGACUUUUAUCGGCGACUGCACUUAAAAUUUCUAAAAAUACCGACUGCUAUAGACAAAAAGAUUUUUAAACAAAAUUGUACCCGCGGGCUGUGUGUGAUGCUUUGAUAUCAAUUCCCAAUGACCGGGAUCACGACGGAAGAUUUGGUGCUGCGUCUGCGUGAACUCUUGCUCCAGGAGGCUCUUCAGCUCCAGGAGGCGGCCAGUCACCCGCAAGGCGAAACAGUCGCAUCCGGAUCUCAAUCCAACUCGGAUCUGUGGCAAACGGCCGCCGCCACGGCCGUCACGGCCGUCACUUCCGUCAUGAACGGUAGCAACCAUUUCCAGACGGCGGCCGCCCGUUCGACGCCCACAGUAGCCGGACAUCACCUCCACCACCACCACCACACCAACGGCAGCAGCAGCAGCCACAACAGCAACAGCAGCAACAGCAUCAGUCAGGCUAUCCUCACUGUCCUCCAGGGCAUCCGCCCCCGUCAUCAGAAUAACUCACGCACCUCUCAGUUGGAUUGGGUGAGCGAUGAUCAGCAGCACAAUCCAUCGGUGUGGAACUCGGCCAACUGGACGUUUCCAGACUUGGAUCUGACAUCUUUCAUGGAGGCGGACAUGGAUGGACUGGGCUCCAGCGGAUCAGACGGUUCGUCGUCGUAUCAACAGCGUAGCAGCGCCGGAUUGAGAACUGCCAUCAUCGCCACCGCCUACGCCCUGGUGAUGGCAAUUUCACUUUUCGGCAAUUUGCUCGUCUGCUACGUCGUGUUCCGGCACAGGAGACUCCAGCGCAGCAUCACCUACACAUUCCUGGUGAAUGUGGCCCUGUCUGACCUUCUCAUGACUUGCCUCAAUAUCCCGUUCAGCGUCUCCAGAGUCCUGCUGGAUCACUGGCCAUUUGGCCAAUUCCUCUGCUCCCUGGUGCCGUUCGUUCAAGUCAUGAGCGUCUACGUUUCGUCGCUGACUAUGGCCGCUAUCGCCGUCGACCGCUAUCGGGUCAUUUUGACGCCCUUGAAGCGUCGAUUGAGGCCCCCGCACGGCCUCAUCAUUAUGGCGAUUCUCUGGAUCUUGGCCUCGAUGGCAGCCCUGCCCUACGCUCUCUACAGCGAGGUCGUCCCCAUUUUCACCUAUAGGCCUCUGAGACGGUGCCAAGCCAGAUUUCCAACUCCGGCGCUGGAAUUUCGGCGAUAUUUGACAUUGAUCACCUUCGCCACCCAGUACGUCAUCCCACUGGGCAUUUCCGGACUGGCCUAUGGAGCUAUCGUCCGACGAUUGUGGAUGAGAUCUUUUGUCGGAGCGGUUACGGAUAACCAACGAGUGCGGCAGGAUCGCGCCAAACGCAAAACAAUUCAAAUGUUAUUAGUGGUCAUAUCGCUGUUUGCCCUUUGUUGGUUGCCACUGAAUGUUUACCAUUUGGUGAGUGACGUCGGAGCUUCAGAGUCGGCCACACGGCACAACUCGACGGCCUUUUUGGUUUGUCACUGGCUGGCAAUGUCAUCCGUCUGUUACAACCCAUUCGUCUACUGUUGGCUCAACGCCAAUUUUCGCGACGCCGUUCAAACCUGCGGACGGCUGUGCAUGCGCAGCGUUUGGUUUCGACGCAAUCAGCGCAAACAACAGCCCAGCAUCAUCAUGCACAACACGACGACGGCCGUACUUCACCAACAACAUCAAGAGUCGACAUCUAACACCAUCACCGGCCUCAUCAUCACCACGAAUCCGGCCAGCCGGCCACAGAACUCGAUCGACUCGGUCCAGCUAAUUGAGCAGCUCGAAUUGCUCGUGCCGGAUAACCCGACACAGUUAACCAUCAACGAGGAAACUUCCCUGGUGUAAUAAAAGUUUUCUUUAACUAUAUUAUAAAAAUAUUUACAUGAACUAAAUUUUUAAUGAGAAUUUGUUUUUCUUCAAAAAAUUGUUUUAUGUAUAAAAUUCAUCAACCACAGUUUUUCCCUUUUUCGUGUGUACAAUAACUCAAUAGAACAUUUCGUUUUCCAAUUUUAAAUUA
Messenger RNA from Daphnia pulicaria, 3135 nucleotides. Its product is annotated as probable G-protein coupled receptor 83. Gene Ontology annotation, molecular function: neuropeptide binding; neuropeptide Y receptor activity. Gene Ontology annotation, biological process: G protein-coupled receptor signaling pathway. NCBI's taxonomy places the organism in Eukaryota, Metazoa, Arthropoda, Branchiopoda, Diplostraca, Daphniidae. The record is from RefSeq and is a predicted model, not a curated record. Bases 1260 to 2963 code for a protein of 567 amino acids. The transcript is spliced from 6 exons. Gene Ontology annotation, cellular component: plasma membrane; neuron projection.